GCCCGAGCACACGGGGGCGCGCCGCGCCGGCUGCAGGCAGGUUGACACACUUUCCUCCUGCUCUGCUGCUUUACACAUGCAGCUGGAGAGGCUGUAGUCCAGACGCUGCACGGCUAUCGGGCGCUCCGACGCUGACUGGAUAAAGAGCUGAACACUGCUGCAGGAAACCUGAGAGCUCCGGCUAACAGGACGGAAUUAGAAAGAGGAAAAGCAGAGAGCGGAUGUGUGUUGUUUGACCUGACUGAGAGCUGAUCCGGAGUGUGGGCUUUGUAGUCACUGAGGUCAGCUGGAAGUGUGAUUGUUCCGUGGACAGCGGGUACUAACACCUAAACGGCAGAGCAGCUCCGGGCACUGAAGCUUUAACCCAGAGAAUAAAGCGGGAUUAAGUAUCUGGUGGCUUGGACUGAAAGUCGGAGACGGACUGACAGCGGCGGCUAUAGUUGUUAGAUAACAUUCAACAAGGUUUCCAAACGAAAUGGGCAAAGGAGUUCCGGUCACCUUCUAAGAUGUUUCCUCACCACAGAGAAAGGGAGCAGCCGAUAUUCAGCACUCGUGCCCAUGUUUUCCAGAUUGAUCCCACCACCAAGAGGAACUGGAUACCUGCUAGCAAGCAUGCUGUGACAGUGUCCUUCUUCUAUGAUGCCAAUCGCAAUGCCUAUCGUAUUAUUAGUGUGGGUGGAACCAAAGCAAUUAUCAACUGCACUGUUACACCAAGCAUGACAUUUACUAAGACAUCUCAGAAGUUUGGCCAGUGGGCUGACAGCAGAGCCAAUACUGUCUAUGGACUGGGUUUUGCCACAGAGCAGCAGUUGCAUCAGUUUUCAGAGAAGUUCAAGGAUGUUAAAGAUGCUGCUCGAUUGGCCCGAGAAAAAUCUCAGGACAAAGAACUAGCCAACACAGCUCUCACAAUUGCAGCCCCUCAGUUCUCACAGGACCUCUCGGAUGAACUCCAGUCUCCCCCAGUGAUGUGUGUGAAUGGACCAGAGGACAAGCUGUUUCGCAGUCAGAGUGCAGAUAUCACUCUGGCCUCUGAGAAGGAGAGGAUUAAGAAGAUGCUGUCAGAAGGAUCUAUUUGUGAGAUUAACCUGGAAGCUGAGCUUUUCACUCUACAGGACAGUAACUCUAAGUUGGUGGCGGCUUUGCAUGAGGCCAACGCUAAUGUGGAACAAUGGAAGAAACAAUUAGCAGCUUAUCAGGGGGAAACUGAAAGACUCAGAGAACAGGUUUCUGAACUAGAAGCCCAUGGAGGCCAGGGACCCAGCGAGCUGCUGAAGGAUGAGCUAACCCAGUCCCUGGAGGAGCUGGAGGCCUUGCUGAAGGCCAAAGAUGAGGAAAUUCACAUUUUACAAAGUAAGAAAGCAGAGUACCAUGAGAUGGAACAUGAGCGGGAUGAAGCCAUUCUCAGAUUAAGGGAAAUGGAGAUGCGAAGCUCAGAGUUGGAGCGUCGCAUCCAGAACACAGAGCAGACACUGAGUAAUUCUCUGGAGGAACGAGAUCGCAUGGAUACUGAGAUCCAGAGGGCCAUAGAAAUUCUGGACAUUAAGAUUUUUGACCUGAACGAUCUUCGGCAGAGCCUUGUAAAGCUUCUUGACAAAUAAGAAGGGCUGAGGAAAGAUGUCAACAUGGAAUCAACUGACAGAAAAGGAAUACCUAAUGUGGUUACAUUUCUCAUUGUUAUAGCGACAAGCAAACUAAAAAGGUUUGAGCUGAUCCCUGUGCUACAGAGCACAUAAAUCACUAUUGGAAGGGAGGAUCACUCCAUAUCUGUGCUCAACCAGAGGCUGCUGUGUAUUCAUCAAGAUAAUUUACAGUAGGUAGAGGCCUAAGCAACAUCAUAUGUGGUAAUGCUUCUCAGACCUAAUCUAUAGCUUCAAGUUGCAUUCAAAAAUUAACUAAAUGCAAUAAGCAAAUUUUAAAUAAGUGCUUUAAUAACAUAGAUUUUCAAACAGGUACUUAUAUUUUCAUUAAACUUGUAAAAGAUAGCAGCACAGUGCUAUAAUAAAUAAACAGCAAUUUUGUUCAUCGUCACAACAAUUUGAGACUGUAAGAGAAAAGGAGCAAAACGCUUGAUUUUUUUUAAUGAAGGCAAAUACAGAGCAAGAAAAAAAUACUUAGACUUGCCUAUUUAAGAAACUUAACUCUAGUUAAAUAGAUAAUCUUAUAGUUAGCUUAACAUGUCCAAGUUAUGCUAUGUAAUACUGGGAAGACAUUGAACUUAAGUUCUUUUUUUUUAAUGUAAGUGAUCAAAUAUCAAUAGGACUGUAUUGUUUGAUUAAUGGAAAUACCAGAUCUGAAUUUUGACACCAAAGAUCAAAUGUUAAGUGCAGAAUAUGUAAGACCUCUGUUAAUAAUUGCAUCUUUUUUUAAAAUAAACUUUAAAUUAUUAUGUCCGAGUAACUCUAAAGAAUGUGUUAGUAUAGAGAAUUUAGGGAAACUAAAUUAGGAUAAAUAAGGCCUUUCUACAGAAUAUAUUUAAGCACACAAAUAUUUGCCAUAUUAAUUUUACUUUUGAAGAUUAUCUUCUGUGCGUUACCUUAAACUAUACUAACCUUUAGGUUAAGACUAGACAUUUCAAUGACCAUAUCAUAUUUAAGAAAGUUUGUUUUACCUUCAAUAUUUCAUUUAAUGUUCUUGAUUUCUAUCAUUUGUUUCACUGAUUUAUGAACAAUAAGCCAGGAGCUUUUGAGAGUUUGGUUGUACUCAAUAAAUAACUCAUAUUUCCUGUAUAAUUUGCAGAAUAUAAUUUGAAAUGGUCUUGAUUGCUUGCAUGAUUUUUCUCUUUUCAGGCCUUACUGAUCACUUCUUCCAAUGGUAGUGAAGAGACUUGACAGCUUUGUCUUAGACUCUGAGUUAUCAGGGAGGAAAUAAAUGCAAUGUUUUUUUAAUAGUU
This is a messenger RNA of Poecilia latipinna (sailfin molly), 2890 nucleotides long. RefSeq names its product homer protein homolog 3-like. Gene Ontology annotation, biological process: G protein-coupled glutamate receptor signaling pathway. Gene Ontology annotation, molecular function: G protein-coupled glutamate receptor binding. The transcript is spliced from 11 exons. The record is from RefSeq and is a predicted model, not a curated record. NCBI's taxonomy places the organism in Eukaryota, Metazoa, Chordata, Actinopteri, Cyprinodontiformes, Poeciliidae. The coding region runs from base 507 to 1598 and encodes 363 amino acids.